AUGAGUGAAUUGCGACCCAGGCACAAAAAGAUUAUAUUACGUGACGAGAAUGAGCAUGACGAUAUUAUAGACCGUUCUCCAGCACGUGGCAACUUUACGUUAUUGGAUGUUAUCCGCAUACUUGGUGGGAUAUUAUUGCUCAACUUCCUACUCUCUUACUAUAUCACGAAAACGCCUCUAUGGGGAACCAAAACUAAACUUACCAACCCUAGAUAUUUGGAAUUCACCUUCAAGGCUCAUGUUUGGCCAGGGAGUGGAUAUCUUAAUCUCACCGAAGACGAGCUCAGCCGAUACAAUGGAGAAGAUAGGGCUCUCCCUAUAUAUGUGGCAAUUAAUGGUAGUGUGUAUGAUGUCACGUCAAAUCCUGAUUCUUAUGGUCCACUAGGGGCCUAUUCCUUCUUUAGUGGCAGAGAUGCUGCCAGAGCCUACUCCACAGGUUGCUUUCACCAGGACUUGACACAUGAUCUGCGCGGAUUGGACCCUAUCAAAGUCGAAAAGGACAUUAGUGGAUGGAAACGAUUUUAUGAAAGCAGUGAUAGAUAUUGGUUUGUCGGGUAUGUUCAUCAUCCUCCUUUGACAGGUCCUAUACCAGAUCCUUGCAAUGCUGCUCAAAAGCCAAGUUAA
This is a messenger RNA of Sugiyamaella lignohabitans, 624 nucleotides long. RefSeq lists its product as uncharacterized. Lineage: Eukaryota; Fungi; Ascomycota; Dipodascomycetes; Dipodascales; Trichomonascaceae. The record is from RefSeq and is a predicted model, not a curated record. The coding region runs from base 1 to 624 and encodes 207 amino acids. Gene Ontology annotation, cellular component: membrane; endomembrane system. The transcript has a single exon.